GAGCAAAAUGAACGCAUUGCGGGUGUAGUAUAAGAUUUCCAUCAGUCUUUUUCGCCAUUUUGUUAGCUUAAAAUCUAUCAUGGCCGGCAGACUUCUAGCCCUUAGCGCUAGGUCCAUCAAAGCCCGCCCAGUUCCAUUGGGAGCUGCUGGCGCUCACAGUAAUCCAGCUCUGGAUGCCACCAGGGCUAUGAUUGGCAACCGAGAGAUUGUUGGUUAUGGCAUGAAUGGCCAACCACAUUAUUAUGACCGUAGUGACAUCCCAUUGCCAGCCAUCAGAUGGAAGGAAGCAACUGCUGACAUCAAGUGCCUUCGUGAAAAGGAAAAGGGCGAUUGGCGUCAACUUUCCAUGGAGGAAAAGAAGGCAUUGUACAGAGCCUCCUUCAAGUUGACCUAUUCUGAAUUCAAAGCCCCAACUGGUGAAUGGAAGCAAAUUGUUGGCGCCUCUCUGAUGUUGGUCUCUGUUGCACUCUGGUUCUAUAUGGCUGUCAGGGUUGUCACCAGAGUACCUUUGCCUGAUAGUUUCUCUGAAGAAAAACAACAGGCCCAAUUGAGGCGUAUCCUCGAUUUGCACGUGAACCCGAUCACCGGUCUCUCAUCCCAAUGGGAUUACGAAAAGGAUGACUGGAAGAAGUAAACGAGUUUAGCAAGCUAUUUAAUAAAGUACUGUUUGUUUGAGGGGUCACGUCUCGGGCGCUGUCGACAGCAACGCGCGAUGCGCGAUCGGGUAAAUAAUAAAUAGUAUAUUUAAUAGUAAAUUUAAAUGCCAAAAUGGAAUAAAUUGCGAAAUAUAACAGAGUAAUUUGUAUUUUGUUUUCUUUUUGUGACCGUUUUGUUGGGGGUUCUGUAAUUUAACAUUCAUGUACAGCAGCGCGAUGUCUUAAAUAAAUG
This is a messenger RNA of Nicrophorus vespilloides, 888 nucleotides long. RefSeq names its product cytochrome c oxidase subunit 4 isoform 1, mitochondrial-like (gene Cox4). The record is from RefSeq and is a predicted model, not a curated record. The coding region runs from base 80 to 634 and encodes 184 amino acids. NCBI's taxonomy places the organism in Eukaryota, Metazoa, Arthropoda, Insecta, Coleoptera, Silphidae. The transcript is spliced from 4 exons. Gene Ontology annotation, biological process: mitochondrial electron transport, cytochrome c to oxygen.